GAUAUUAAAAAUAAAAAUGAACAACUUGUUACUCAAAUAGAAUUUAAAAGCAAGCUUUCCAGACCUCUUCUUUUUGGCUUGCAAUAUAAAAAUGUAGAGGCUGUUCGUAAAACAUUAUCAUCAAAUAUAUUAAUAAAAAUUAAGCCAUUUAAUAGUUAUAGCAAAUCAAUACAACGAUCACAUAUAACAGGUUUAGAAAAACGUUUACUGGAAGUUGUAGAGAAAGAAAAAGAAAAUUUUUUUAAUCUUGAUGAUAAUAUUGUAUUUAAGCAAACAAAGUUUGAGAUUAAUAGUUACACAUAUAAUAUAAAUUAUAGAAAGAUUGACAAUCAGCUAAUUGAAUUGCAAACACAAGCUAUUGUAAAGUUGAUUGAUCAUGAUCGAAUUUCUAGAGAUACAUAUAGAUCUUUAUCUAAAAUUGACCAAUCAUUAAUUUGGGCUAAUGCAGUUUACAAUAUGAGACAAGAAAUUAUAAAACAAGUAAAUAUGAAGAUUUCUAUAAGUUUAGUUGAUAUUAAUUAA
Messenger RNA from Racocetra persica, 522 nucleotides. The record is from the annotation of a GenBank genome assembly. NCBI's taxonomy places the organism in Eukaryota, Fungi, Glomeromycota, Glomeromycetes, Diversisporales, Gigasporaceae.